Messenger RNA from Acanthamoeba castellanii str. Neff, 1746 nucleotides. Its product is annotated as FGGAP repeat domain containing protein. Lineage: Eukaryota; Discosea; Longamoebia; Acanthamoebidae. The record is from RefSeq and is a predicted model, not a curated record. Bases 1 to 1746 code for a protein of 581 amino acids. The transcript is spliced from 15 exons.
AUGAAGCAGAAGGACGUGGCCAUCUUGUUUUUGGCCACGCUCGCGAUUUUGCUCUCGGUGUACUACCAGGGCACCUACCACGGCCUCCGUCUCGUCUGGGUGCACCCCAUCGAUGCCUCCCUCUACGAGAACGGCCAUUUCCCACUCCAACACGAACGACUGCCGCCCCCACUCAUCACUGACGUAGACGGAGACGGCCACAACGAGGUGAUCGUGGUGACCUCAGACAGCCGGAUCAAGAUACUCGAGGGCACACCCUCCCAGAGCGCUGGCCUCGGGUCGCCGUCGCAGUGGCACAACCUUCCCGUCAAGGAGGAGGCCUCGCUUCUGCCCUCGGUGGGCGUGGGUGCCGGCCGAAGGCCCGUGGCCCUGUCAUCAGGCUAUCUCUCCCCAUAUCAAGAGGGGCUGGUGCGCACGCAGGUGAUUGUGGUCCUGACCAGUGGCUGGACAGUGCUCCUCUUCGACAACCACCUCAAGCUCCUCUGGGAGAGCACUGUCAGGGAAUCGCUGCCAGCGCAUCUCUACCACAGCGAGGCGGCGCUGCUCGUGGUGCCCACCCCAGUGCGCAUCGGCGACGCUGGUGUGGUAAUCGCUGCCGCUCGCCUCUCCCGCAAAGCCAACCAACAGGCGGCCAAGCACGACCACGGGGCGGGCGGGCGGAAGGCCUCGUGGAUGGCCAACGGCGAGGAGGACGAGGAUGACCACGAUUUGGGCGAGGAGCACUUCUCCUACUUUGCCUUUGACGGUCGCACGGGCGCGCUGCGAUGGAAGCACGAGGCUGGCGACUUCUACGACGAGUACGACACGGACGCCGGGGACCGCAUCGGCGAAGAGCGCGCGAUGCACCUGGGCGAGAUGUCGUGGAACGACUUCCGAUAUUCGGUGAUGCAGCAAUUGCCCCACGCCUGGUUCCGUCGCGAGGAUACUGGGCUCCGGGUGGCCCACUUCGAGCGCGGCGCCAAGCCCGCUGCUGACACGACCGCCCAGUCACAGCUUUCCGGUCUGCACGUAGACGUGCCGGGCCUGGUAUGGGGCGGCCACGCACCGCACUCCGAGGACGAUUUCGUGCACGAGCCCAACGUCAUCGUGGCCCACUUUGCCGACGGCGUAGAGGUGAUCCACCUGUACACGGGCCGGCCGGUGACGCGGAUGGGCCUGGAGCGGUCGGUCGUGUGGGACGACAUCAACGGCGACGGCGUCGUCGAAGCCGUCCGUCUCUCCACCCUCCCCACUGCUGGGCAAAGCAGCGAGGACCAGUGCUGGGCGCUGGGACAGUCGGGGGUGCCGCCGCAGGAGGACCUGUUCAAUGUGUCCAUCUGCGAGCCGAAGCCGCAGGGCUUCCUCGAGCUCCUCACAUCCAACCCCAAGCGCAAGUCCCGCGGCGAUACUGGCGUGCUGCGCGCGACCAAUCCGAUCUCCAUUGCGCGCCCGCGGACGUGGGCUGAACCCAACGGCCACAAGGACAUGUGGGCGGAUGACGUCUUUCUCGCCGCGCGGGCAGCUCAACUGGAUGCUGGACACGGCGGCCGAGUGGGCGUCGAUGGACUCGUCGGGCCACACCGUCGGCCCGUGGCGCGGGAAGCUGUGGGCGCCGCGCCCGGCCCACGUCCCGGCCGGCCUGCCCAUCACCCCCUCCCUCCUGCCCUUCUCUCCCUACGCCUACCACGGCCACCAGGAAGAGCUCGUCUUGGGCGUGGGCGGCAGCGCCAUCGUCAUCGUCUCUGGCGACGGUGCGUUGGUGGGUGA